Mya arenaria is the source of this 4487-nucleotide messenger RNA. Its product is annotated as interferon-induced protein 44-like. Gene Ontology annotation, molecular function: GTP binding. Bases 204 to 1661 code for a protein of 485 amino acids. The transcript has 7 exons. NCBI's taxonomy places the organism in Eukaryota, Metazoa, Mollusca, Bivalvia, Myida, Myidae. The record is from RefSeq and is a predicted model, not a curated record.
CAACAUUUAUGUUUUGAUUUUUAAGUUUACACAUUAUUUUAAAAAUAAAGGCUUUUGUGUUCGUGAUUUAUUGAAAGAUGGUAUUCCAAAUUCGUUUCAAAAUUUGAAGCAGUGAUUAGUGUUAACCGGAAUAAGUUUGAUUGUUGCAUCUCAAAAUACACGUGUGAGAGGCAGUAUGCGCCCUAAAUCAUGUUGGAUUUAGAAUGGCGGGACGGCUAACUGAAGAUCAGAAGGAUCAGCUCGAGACUUGGAUCGAUUCUGGACCAAAGACUUUUAAACUCAUAUACAGCAUCACACGGAACGAAUGUAGUGCCCACGAAUUCCACCGGAAAUGCGACAACCAGGGACCCACCGUAACGGUUCUCUAUAACCAAGAGGGAUCCGUGUACGGAGGGUAUGCGGGUAUCAGUUGGCAGAAAAAUGGGGGAUACAUGAAAGAUGAGAGAGCGUUUAUCUUUCAAUUGAUGUUCUCUGGAAGACGUGUUUCAAACACGUUUCGAUCCAAAGACGCAUCAAAGGCGUUGCGAUUUGAAGCCAAAGACGGUCCUUGUUUUGGUAACCCAGAUUUACUAACAUUUACCGGGGAAGUAGCUAUGUUUGUUGACGGAUAUUUCGAUCUAAAUGGAAAAGUAGAUCUAGGAAAUUACUUCGAAGACAAAGGUGUUCCGAGCCGCCAUAUUAACAACGGACAUAUGAGGGCUACUGAGAUUGAGGUUUACUCUGUCAACGUUGUUAAACUACAUCCAGAAACGAAAGCUUUUAUUCGCGCCAGAGAAUCGCAAUGUUCAGGAUAUAUUUGGAGAAACACUUUGGAAUUAACUGAUGAGACAGUUGAAUCCCUCCGCCAGGAAAUCAGAGAAGUCAGACCGAAGACUAGAACUGACGUCACAGACUUUCGGUUGCUGUUGAUUGGUCAUAUCGGUGCCGGAAAAUCAAGCUUUAUCAAUACUGCCAUGUCCGCUUUCUCCAGGAGGGUCAUGCACACGUCUCCUGUUGGUACUUCGGAAACUGGGCUUACCAAACAGUUCAUACCUUAUCAAGUACGCGAGACGAACGGUUCGCUUCUGCAAUUCCAUCUUUGUGACACACCUGGCCUUGGGGAGACUUCUGCGAUGGAUGCAAUCAAUUUGCACUUUCUUUUGGACGGACAUAUACCGCCAUCAUUUGAGUUUUCACCGUCGCGACAUAUGAGCGCAAAGACUGUUGGCUAUAUUUCGAAACCUGCACUAGCACAAGAAAUUCACAGCGUAGCUCUUGUGCUGGACGCCUCCACCGUCAAUGGAAUGUCUUUAACAGACACGUCUUUGCUCAACUUUUGCAAAAGAUUGAUAUUAGAAAAAGCCAUACCUUUCGUGGUUAUUUUGACCAAAAUCGACAAACUUCACGAAGAUAUUGCAGACAACCUAACUGACGUAUUUAAGCGUCCAGAGGUCAACCAAGCUGUAGAAAAGGUCAGCGAGGCGCUGGGUAUUCCACCAAAUCACGUGUUUCCGGUUAAAAACUACUACCGCGAGGUGGAAACAGAAAUGCCUGUUAAUGCUCUUUCUCUUAUGGCGCUUCGGAAGUUGGUGCUCUUGGCAUCGGAUGUUUUGGACGUACGCACUUCCAGUAGCAAAGAAAAUCAAGCGGAUUCAGCCGUGACAGAAUCUGAUUCUGCGUAGAUAGUUUUUUUUACAGAUGAAGCGACAGUAACAAUUAACAAUGAAAACAAAAAGCUUAAAAAAUUGUUAUUUCUGGAUGUUUUGUCUUUCCAUUACAAACCGUCCACAAAAUCAGGAAACUAUUGUUUAUUAGUUCAGCCUAAAAUACAUAAUAUGGUAUUUAUUUCUAGAAAGAAAAGUGUGUUGAAGGUAUCGUUUUAACCACACCAUCAACCGUUACCGAGAUCAAUGACAUGGUUUCUAAGCAACCUGAUUGUUUUGUAGAAGCUUUAAAAAUCUUUUAAGUUGUAUAUGUUGUCUUGUGUGUGUGUGUGUGUGUGUGUGUGUGUGUGUGUGUGUGUGCUGUUAUACGAUAGACAAUGUUAUUCACAGAGGUCAAGCAAUAUGUGAGAAAGCGAGCCUUUUGCGAACUAACUUACAUAUUUUAGGGACGAGUCAUUUUAUAUCAUGACGAGUGUCAGACUCUUUUUAUAAAAGGCGUUUUGCAGUGAAAAAUAGCAAAAAUAGAGAAUUAUUUUCCCUUCAAAAAGUGAAAAAAAAAAUUGUUAUAGGCUCAUGACAUUAUUUCCUGUUUGAACACAUUAAGUUUCGAACGUCUAAAAAUGUUUCUAAUCAAAACACCAAGACACAAUACCACGCUUUCAUCGUUAGAAUAAGAAUGAAAUUACACUUUUUCCUUGCUAGAAUAUUGCAAAUAAAGCAUUUCUUGUUUGUUCACAAACAUGUGGAGUGAUAUGUUUUCUGACCAAUAGAAAUAGAGCAAUGUACAUUUUGUAAUAUAGGGAAAAACGUGAUGUAUUUUAAAGUAUGCGUGACGGAAAAUAUUACAUUUCAAAUUAACUUUAAAGUAAGUUUGCUGAUCAGAUUUCGAAAGUAUUUGGUUUGCAGGGUUGUGACUUAAUUAAUGUUGUUGUUUUGGGUUUUAUUUAAUCCUCUUGAAGGAGAGGAGCAAACAACCCUUAUCAGAAUGUUGUUGCUGAGAUAAUAGAUGCAUUUGUUUUACAAAAGCUGUUUUAGUUUCGUUUUCAUGAUUAAGUUGUUGCUUUACUUUGUUUGCAUACAUUGCAUAUGCGUUUGUUUUUAUGUAUACUUCUUUCAUGUUAAAGCUGUGUUGUAGUCUUGUUUUCAUAAUUUAGUUGAUUUAAUUUGAAUUCAUUUCAUAUGCGUUUGUUUUAACAUUUGUUAGAUAUGUACUAAAAUAUCUGAAGUAAAAUAAAACAUAAUGUUGUGGCUACAGUUUUAGAUACUUGUUUUAAUGUUAAAGCAAUGUUGUAGCAUCGUUUCCAUAAUCUAGUUGAUGUCAUUAAUUUGAAUUCAUUGCACAUGCGCUUGUUUAAAUAUUUGUUACAUAUGACCUAAAAUAGUUGAUGUAAAAAAACAUAAUGUUGUGGCAACAGUUGUAGAUACAUUUUUAAUGUUAAAGCUAUGUUGUAGCAUCGUUUUCAUAAUUAUUUUGAUUGAAUUAAUUUAUAUACAUUAAAAAUGCGUUUGUUUUAACAUUUGUAAGAUAUGUACUAACAUAUUUGAAGAAAUAUAACUUUAAUGUAUUGGCUAUAAUUUUAGAUACUAGUUAAAGUAUAAAGCUGUGUUAAAGUAUUGGUUUCAUAAUUAAGUUGAUUUAGUUAAUUUGAAUACAUUGUAUUUGCUUUUGUUUUAAUAUUUGUUAGAUAUGUACUUUAAUAGUUGAAGAAAAAACCAUUAUGUUGCGGCUGCAGUUUUAGAUACUUCUUUAAUGUUAGAGCUAUGUUUUAGUAUCGUUUUUAUUAUUAAGAUGAUUAAAUUAGUUUAAUUAGUUUGCAUACAAUGCACGUGCGAUGUUUUUUUUUGAUUUGUUACAUUAUUUAGGUAUGUACGACAGUUUCUUCUCAAUGCACUCUUCUUUACUCUUCAAAAACUGUGUAUUCUCGCAUAAUCAUGUCUUAUCCCCAUUAUUAUGUAUUUUCGUGUGUAUUCUAUGUACAUUUUAAUAUAAAAACUUAACUUUUAUCUGUGAGAGUGCAGCUUUAACAUGUGGACAAGUCGUGCAGAUAACGCUAUAGUGUUAUUCAAUGCCAUUAUUGCUGUUGAGCGCAGUACCCACUUGUUUAUGACAAUGCUAUUUUACUAAUCGUGUGACUAAAAUAUUGUGAGUGUGAUAUUUAUUUCGGAUGUUCAAAACAUUAAGAUAACAAUUGAAAAGCAAUAUAUUAUUCGUUCCAUUUUCGCACCUUUCAGUUUUAAUUGAGACAACGAUGAAUUUUAUUUUAAAUUUCAUACUUAUUUCUUUAAGCUCGAUUUUGACGAAAGGUGACAGGUUUUAUAGAGGUAUCAGGCUCGAGUGCGUUUCCUUCUAAGAAACCAGUACUUGUGAAUAUAUUUUAAAGAUAAUGAGGAUGUACCCCUGGAGGGGAUCGAACCCACAACCUCUUAGGUGAGUGGCGGACAUUAUACCACUAUACCAAAUAUUACCCUCGAUGAUGAUUAAGAAUAUAUGCAAUAUUGAAGCCCUUUAAAACGUCAGCACUUUCGGAAACUGGGCGGAUUAUGUUGUACUUUUAUGGCAAUAUCGUGGGUCACAACAAUUUCGCUAUCCAAACGAGCUUUUAAAGUAUUUUUUUAUUUGCUCGAGUGCGAAUAUUUGGCUUCAAAAGACAAUUUGACUUAGUUCAUAGUCAAAGACAAUACUUUUUCAGUUAUUGAGCUUAACAACAACGAACGAUUUGUAAUACUGGCAUUUGGGCCUAGAACUAUUUUCCAAAAGUAUUUGCCAAUUGUAAAUAGUUCCUUUAAAUGCAAAGCAACGUGAUUGUGUAAUUCCGCCAAAUUAAUUCUUCUCAUAGCUGAUAU